Saccharomyces kudriavzevii IFO 1802 is the source of this 585-nucleotide messenger RNA. It is a transcript of the gene RLP24, whose product is annotated as ATPase-activating ribosome biosynthesis protein. Bases 1 to 585 code for a protein of 194 amino acids. The transcript has a single exon. Gene Ontology annotation, biological process: ribosomal large subunit biogenesis. The record is from RefSeq and is a predicted model, not a curated record. Gene Ontology annotation, cellular component: nucleolus. Lineage: Eukaryota; Fungi; Ascomycota; Saccharomycetes; Saccharomycetales; Saccharomycetaceae.
AUGAGAAUUUAUCAAUGUCAUUUUUGCUCAUCGCCAUGUUAUCCAGGUCACGGUAUCAUGUUUGUACGUAACGAUGCUAAGGAAUUUAGAUUCUGUCGUUCGAAGUGUCACAAGGCUUUCAAGCAACGUCGUAACCCAAGAAAACUAAAAUGGACUAAAGCUUUCAGAAAGGCUGCUGGUAAAGAAUUGGCUGUCGACUCUACCCUGACUUUCGCCCAAAGAAGAAAUGUUCCUGUUAGAUACAAUAGAGAAUUAGUUGCCACAACUUUGAAGGCCAUGGCCAGAAUCGAAGACAUCAGACAGAAACGUGAGAGAGCCUUCUAUAAGAAUAGAAUGAGAGGUAAUAAAGAAAAGGACUUCUUGAGAGAUAAGAAAUUAGUUGAAUCUAACCCCGAGUUACUGAGAAUCAGAGAGGUUGAAAUUGCCAGAAAACUGGCCAAGGAACAAGAAAGAGUCGAAUCAGAAUCUGAAGAAGAAGAGGAAGAUAUGGAAAUCGACAGUGAUGAAGAAGAGGAAGAACAAUUAGAAAAGCAAAAGAUCUUGCUAAAGAACAAAAGAAGAAACAUAAAGAAAAUUGCUUUUUAA